AGGACCCACAGGCGCUUAGUCUCUCAGAGUAGUUACCAUAGUCUGCUGUGGAGCGACUGUCGGCAUCCCACUGUUGUCCCAGUGAUGACCUCCAAAGUCAAAGGAAACUGACCACUUAGUGGGCUGGGGAAACUGUCUGCACAACACAAAAAGGAGGCAGGAUUCUGUGUGUGUGUGUGUGGGUGUGUGUGUGUGUGUGUGUGUAUAUGUGUGUGUUAAUAUGUGAGAUCGUGUGAGACUGUACAGUAUGUACAAGAACCUUGACUCAGGAAGAAGAGUAUAGGAGGAUAAAUAGGAGAGAAGCUGUGAAAGUCUUCUUCUAUGACAUGAGACCAUAAACCAAUGCCAUCCGCCUAAGGAAGCUGCUGGCCAAAGAGCACCAUCACCUCCCCGCUACUGCUUGGCCAAGUGGUAACAAGUUAACUCACCCAUUCAGCCGCCAACAUGCUAAAGCAAAUUUUAAACGACAUGUAUGUCGACCCUGAUGUGCUGAACGCUCUAAAUGAAGACCAGAAAAAGACUCUGUUCCUGAAAAUGCGCCAGGAGCAGGUGAAGCGCUAUAAAGAGCGGGAGGAGAAACUAGAGAGAGAUUCGGUGGACAACCAGACAAAGUCAAAUAAAGCCAACUGUAAGCGUGUGAGCUGGCAGCUCGGCCGGGAUGGAGAUGUGGCAGUCAUUGUGAUCGGGGAGGUGGACGAGCUGAGGUCCAAAUUCAUCUAUACAGGAUUUGAAGAAGAGAAGGAACCGACUCUUCAGAACAAUGCAUACCUUCAAACUAUCCUGAAGAGCGGAAAUAUCACAGAACCUGUGAAACCAGAGAGAGAGAAUGUCCUGUCUAAUACACAACCUGGAAUCUCACUGAAUUUAAAGCAGGGGAAAUGUGAGGAGAUGAGCACUUUACUCCCUCUGGCGGUGUCAGUGAGUGAGUGCUCAUUACCUCCAGCAGCAGAAAAGCCCGAGGUGGUGUCACCCAGUGUGACUGAGGAGAAGUUGUUUCUUCAGUCCUCCAUCUGCUCCAGGCCUCCCAUGAGAACUAGUGCUGUCAAAGUGAGACCGGCUUCUGCAAAUCCGGCACCAGGCUCUGUCAACACGAGACACGACCUUGCAAAUCUGAGGCUGCUCUCUGCCCAAUCACUCCUUUCCUCCAGCCGCACUGUCAAAAUAGACUCUGGAACAACAACAACCACCAAAAGUGGGCUGCAGUCACAGGAGCCUCAGAAGCCCCAGGUGUCAUAUGGUGAUAAAGAUAUUGGUGCAUCAGAAGAAUCUCAGAGGGCUGCCACAUUGGAUGCCUGGUCACUUGGGAGAAGAGGAACCUUGUCGGGACGUGGCCGAGUGGCUCAGCUGAUGAAAGCCUUUAGUACCGAAAACACUACGAACCCCACACAAACCCCUUCUCGUGGUAUCAAACCUCCUCUCCCCACCAAGCCUAGUCACUUGCAUCUAACGACCACACCUACUGUCAGGUAACCCGUACACACUGAACCACCAGCAGCCACCCAGCUUCAUGUGUCCAUGCUAUUUAAGGAAAGCUACACCGGACACUGUUGGACACCUAAUGCAGUGCCUCACCCACUGGGCUAAUGGGAAAUGGUAAUGUUCACGCUGUUGCCACAACUCCCAAAGCACAGCAAUGGAAAUGCUUGAAUGUAAUGGUUUCCUUUUAUAUUUGGAUGCUGCAGUACUGUAAACACUCUUUGUGGGAAGGAAGUUCCAAAGCAGUUGAUUGCAAUUGAAUACUCUUUUUGAAUAACAAACAAUUCUUCUACCUUUCAUGUAUUUGCCAGGAAAUUGAUGGCUAUCAUAUGUAUUCACUUGUUGUUGAUGCUUUCCAUUUUGUGUAAUGCUGGAAAAACACACUUUCACAAACACACACAUUUUUGAGCUCGAUUCACAAAGUCUGCACACAGAAUAUUGUUUACUUACAAAUACAAUUAUUUUCAUCACUUAUGAAGCGGUUUGCAUUAGCUCAUGUGCAGACAUGUGUGAGGAAGUUAUUUUUCUUUUGAUUUUUUUUUAACAAAAAAGUGGGGUAGGCUUAAUGGGGUGACAUUAGGUACAGUUUCCUCCUUCAUCUUACUCUCCUCCUUGGGAAUAGUAUAUGGUUGUUUAUUUGUCACAAUGCAAUGAACAUCUCCCCCUGCCACCUGGCAGGAGCCUCGCUGCGACCUGGUGUGGACCAAUGACAGUGCCAAAUGCCUCAUCUGUCACUCCCAGUGGAUCAAAUCCUGGCAUGUUGGACAGUCACUGCCAAUAAUCCAACUCUGAGUUACUUUUCUACAUUUUUUCCAUAUUAGUUUUGAUUUGUGUGGGGCUUUUUUUUCCACAUUUGCUAUACAAAGAUGUUUUGUAAUGGGAUAUUUAACACUAUUCUCACUUGUAAAAUGAGUUACACCUUUAUCUUUGGUGUCAUGUUUG
Molecule: messenger RNA, 2418 nt
Organism: Monopterus albus (swamp eel)
Lineage: Eukaryota; Metazoa; Chordata; Actinopteri; Synbranchiformes; Synbranchidae
Product: SH2 domain-containing protein 4A
Exons: 8
Coding region: 445-1470 (341 amino acids)
Cellular component (GO): cytoplasm
Source: RefSeq, a predicted model, not a curated record